AUGCUGGAUGUUGUUGGCCGCUUUGCGCCGCAGUGGUCUGCUCUUCACAUCCAAGAUGGGAAACUGGUGUCUGUGUUGGCCGCGGCCCGUGUGCUCUUCAUCCCUCUCUUCAUCCUGAUGCAGCGCGAAAGCAUGCAGAGCUGGGCACAAAGCGCCGCCGUGCAGUUCACUGUAAUGGUCCUACUGGCUUUCUCAAAUGGCUAUGUGUCCACGCUGUCCAUGAUGCUCGGCCCAGAGCAAAGAGGAAUCUCUCCAGAUGAGAAAUCACCGGUGGGCACUGUGAUGUCAUUGUCCCUGGUGACCGGCAUCUUUAUUGGCUCAAUGCUGGCUCUUCCAACACAGAUUGGAUUGACAGCUGCAAAAGCAUGCUCUUGA
Messenger RNA from Effrenium voratum, 375 nucleotides. Lineage: Eukaryota; Dinophyceae; Suessiales; Symbiodiniaceae. The record is from the annotation of a GenBank genome assembly.